GGCAUUGAGCACAAACGUGAAGCGCUCGUUGAGUUGUGCGAGGUGAUUGUAGCGGAGAUCAGCGCGGAGCGGCGGGUGACGUCACCAUGUUGUUUUACUCUUUCUUCAAGUCUCUUGUGGGCAAAGAUGUUGUCGUGGAGCUAAAGAAUGAUCUGAGUAUUUGCGGGACUCUGCACUCGGUGGAUCAGUAUCUAAACAUCAAACUGACGGAUAUCAGUGUGACAGACCCGGAGAAAUAUCCACACAUGCUGUCUGUGAAGAACUGUUUUAUCCGGGGCUCUGUGGUGCGCUAUGUCCAGCUUCCGGCUGAUGAAGUGGACACUCAGUUACUCCAGGACGCAGCAAGGAAGGAGGCGGUCCAGCAGAAACAGUGACCUACUGGGGCAGACUUCUUCCUUUUUUU
Messenger RNA from Nanorana parkeri, 403 nucleotides. It is a transcript of the gene LSM2, whose product is annotated as LSM2 homolog, U6 small nuclear RNA and mRNA degradation associated. NCBI's taxonomy places the organism in Eukaryota, Metazoa, Chordata, Amphibia, Anura, Dicroglossidae. Gene Ontology annotation, molecular function: RNA binding. The record is from RefSeq and is a predicted model, not a curated record. Gene Ontology annotation, cellular component: U6 snRNP; Lsm1-7-Pat1 complex; precatalytic spliceosome. The transcript is spliced from 5 exons. Gene Ontology annotation, biological process: mRNA splicing, via spliceosome. The coding region runs from base 87 to 374 and encodes 95 amino acids.